This is a messenger RNA of Closterium sp. Naga37s-1, 3883 nucleotides long. The record is from the annotation of a GenBank genome assembly. Lineage: Eukaryota; Viridiplantae; Streptophyta; Zygnematophyceae; Desmidiales; Closteriaceae.
GAACAUGGCGUACAACCAGCUGAGUGGACCCAUCCCCACUGGCGUAGGCCAGCUGCUCAAGCUCUCUGUCCUGCGGGUGUGGCACAACCAGCUCAACGGCGCCAUCCCUGACUGCAUCUCCCACUGCUCGCUGCUGCAAUCGCUGCACGUGAGCAUCAACCAGCUCACCGGCUCGCUACCCGAAACCCUAGGCCAGCUCUCCAAGCUAAGAAAACUGUGGGCGCACAACAACAGCCUCACAGGCGGCAUUCCCCAGUCCCUCAGCCAACUCGCUUUCCUGCAAGACCUGAAUGUGGGCAACAACAAGCUCACGGGCACCAUCCCUGCACCGGUCUUCACGCUCACCAUGCUCACGUCGCUGUCGCUGGACAGCAACAACCUCACGGGCUCACUGCCAGACGCCCUCACGCAGUUGCAAGAGAUCAAGAAACUCUUUUCCUCCCUCCAUCCCUCGCCCCCUCCCUCCUCCCUCCCGUCCCCUUUCCCUCAUCCUAAGCCCCUCCUCUCGACCUCCUCCUGCACUCCGCCACACCGCCACCACAGCAACCUGGCGAGCAACAGGCUCACGGGCAACAUUCCCAACAACUUUGGCACCCUCAAGUCACUCAAGUACUUGACGCUGUCCAGCAACCGUCUAGAGGGGGCCAUCCCCCCCGCUAUUGCUGCCUGCACCGCACUCAAGUCACUGGCGUUGAGCAGCAACCAGCUGAGCGGGUCCAUCCCAGAGGGGCUCCUCUCCCUCGCACUGCUCAGACAACUGGCGCUAGACAACAACAGUCUGAGCGGGUCCAUCCCAUCAGGCCUCACCCGACUCACCGGCCUCAGGACGCUGUUGUUGGCGGGCAACAGCAUCUCGGGCCCUCUCCUGCCUGGCCUCGCGUCACUCAAGCGCCUGGAAACGCUUAACUUAAACCACACGCAGCUCACAGGGUACCUCCCUCCCGACCUGGGCAGCCUCGAGUUCCUCGAAAAUCUGGGCACGGCCAACACGUCCCUGUCGUGCCCCUCCACCUCCUCCUCCUGCGUCUCGCCCCUCUCCAACGCCUCUCACUUCUGCCAGCUCUGCCCUCACUACUGCUCCGCCUGCCUUGCUGGCGCACCGGUGGCACGCACGGUGGCCAUCGCGGUGGGGGUGUCCCUGGCUGUGCUGCUGCUGCUGGGCGCGCUGGGUGGGUGGUUCAUCUACCAGCGCCUCAAGAAGCGCAAAGGCAUGGCCGCGUCCGCUCGAGUGCAAAGCGUGGAGGGAUUCAUGGAGUACUCGCUAGCCGAGGUCAAGAGGGCCACCAGGAACUGGGCGCCUGAGAACCGCCUGGGCGCAGGGGGCUUCGGCGACGUGUACAGUGGCGUGAACCCGCGUGACGGCAGCACGCGGUGGGCCGUGAAGCGCGGGCGCGUGGUGACAGACGACUUUGACACAGAGGUGCGGCAGAUGGCGACGAAGCACCACCCUCACCUGGUGCGGCUGCUGGGGUACUGCGACGAGGCGGACAAGGAGCAGCAGGAGCAGAUCCUCAUCUAUGAGUUCGUGCCCAACGGUGACCUCGACCACUGGAUCGGACCCCCAAAGACACCACCUGCUAUCUUCCUCCGUGCCCUCCAUGCGCGCUUGCCCGUGUCCGUCUCCCUCCCCUCCACACUGGACUCGCCAUCUUACCGCCUUCUCCCUCUGCACCACCCCCCUGUUUUCACAUACGUUCCCCUUCCUCUUCUCUCCCUUCCUGCCACCCUCUCCCCUCUCCCCUCUCACCCCCACCCCACCAUCCCACCAUGCCACUAUGCCACCAUCCCACCAUGCCACCAUCCCACCAUGCCACCAUGCCACCAUGCCCCCACCCCACCAUGCGACAAUGCCACCAUCCGUCUCAUGCCUACAGGCGAAGAUAGCGGACUUUGGGCUGGUGCGUGUGCUGUUGUCGUGGCCGUGCGCUGCUGCUGCGUGGGUGCGCCGCGCUUUGGAGUGCUCAUCCUGGUGAUGCUGACGGGCCGGGAUGUGGUGGAGUCAGCACAGAAGAAAUUCACCCACCUGCGCGACCUCGCCAAGCAAGCCGUCGCGUCUAACGAAACCACAGCCAUCCGCGACCCGGCCCUCCCCGACGCGCCCAGCGCAGCCCUGCUCGUGAUCGCGGACAUGGCAGUGCGGUGCACGGACCAGCGCACGGCGCUGCGCCCCUCCAUGAGCCAGGUGGUGAACGCGCUGCAGGCGGUGCGGCGGCAGCACCUGGGGGGCGACGAGGAGGAGCAGAAGAAGGCGGACUCAGCUGUGCUGGUGGACGAGGAGAUAGAGGCCAUGCGCGUGGAGCUCAGGGGGCACGAGGAUACACUGGACGAGGAGCUCAGUGCUGUCAUGCGCUCCAUGGCCACGCCCCGAGGGGCUGCUGCUGCUGCCACCCAUGGGUUCCCGCCGGUGUCUGGUUCGGGGGGCGGGUCUGCUGCUGCUGGGGUUGCUGGCUGUGAAGCAGCAGACACGCGGGUGACCAUUCACGACCCGCACCCGCUCCCCACGGCCUCUGAAGCGGCUUCCGCCGCUGCUGCCACUGCUGCUGCUUCAGCUGUCGCGGGCGUCAAGGCAAGCGAGGAAGAGGAAGUGGAAGAGGUGUCGCUGCAGUUCUACCUUGACGAGCCCGCACCUGCUUCACACACCCCACCGCCCGCCCCACCACCUGCUUCACACACCCCACCGCCCGCCCCACCACCUGCGGAACAGCCUGCACCGUUCCAGUUCUCUCCUGCACCAGACCCUUCCAAGCCCCCGCCUGGAAGUAGCGGCGAUGGUACAGCUCUGGGUGGUGGUGCUGAAGCAGGGAGAGGCCAGCACACUGUCUUGUCUGUGGACGACUCACAGCAAGGCAGGGCUUGGGAGGAGGAUCCCCCGAAUGGGGAUGUGCAUGUGGGAGGGCACCAAGCUGCUUCGCCUGCCCCACCACUCUUCAGGCAACCUGAACUCGAACCUGCGCCCAGACUUGAACCCCAAGAUGAAUCCGAGCCUGAACUCGAGGCUGAACCCGAGCCUGAACCAGAGGCUGAACCUGAGGGUGGCACUGGAUUCGUGCACAUGGCUGGACAUGGUCCUGGGAGGGAUGCUGGGCCCGUGCACGGGGAUGGGGAGGCUCCUAUUGCACUUCACGCACAGGGGGCUUCCAUGGGAGAGCCGCAUUACACUGUUGCUGCCUCUGCUGCUGCUACCUCUACUGCUUCUGCCUUGUCUGCUGGUGCUGCUGGGAUGGCUGGGCGUGGGGCAGAGGAUUCGGAUGCUGAAUCGUUCUCGUUCGGGACCCUUGCUCCCCACACUUCCCCUGCUGCCCUCACACCUCCUCCUGCCCUCACACCUCCUCCUGCCCUCACACCUCCUCCUGCCCUCACACCUCCUCCUGCCCUCACACCUCCUCCUGCCCUCACACCUCCUCCUGCCCUCACACCUCCUCCUGCCCUCACCCCUCCUCCUGCCCUCACCCCUCCUCCUGCCCUCACCCCUCCUCCUGCCCUCACCCCUCCUCCUGCCCUCACCCCUCCUCCUGCCCUCACCCCUCCUCCUGCCCUCACCCCUCCUCCUGCCCUCACCCCUCCACCUGGCCUCCGCCCACCACCAGGCAGGACCACAACCCCAGCAGCGCCCGUCCCACAGCCCGCACCUGCGUUGCCAUCACAGCAAUCACUGGGCCUCACAGCUCUCAUGUCUGAGGACUCCACCCAAGGCGAUGACCCAUUGGCAGAAAUACCAAGCUCCGACGCGCCCGACCCCGAUUCAUCCCACAGCUCAGACCCCUCGGGCGCAUCAGGGGAUUCUUCUAUCAGCCGGCAAGAUUCAGCUGGUGGGGGGGAUUCUUCUGGCUCUGCUCGCAAGAGUGCGCACAAGGGUGGUCGCAAAGGUCGUAAAGGAAGGUGA